UGAGUCACUGGACCCAAACCGUUGAAAUAUCCAAGUCUUCCUUUCUCUGUUUUUCUGUCUCACUCAAUCCUCACAAGAAGCGAUGUGUACUUGUCUACGGCCCGCCAUUAUCUACCCCAGCCCAAUUUCUUCUCUCCCUUUUUUUUUUGGUAUUCAACAGUAAUUCUCAGGUAUGAAGAAAUUUGGAAGUGGUAAGGAGAGGAGCUCUGAAAAGGCGAUAAGACCUGAGGCUCUGUCUCGGCCCUCUGUUUCCGACACCGCCAUAGUUUGUUCCAAGAGUCGUCAGAAAUCAGGGAAUCCUGUUAAGUAUGCUGCCAAAGCCGUUGCCGGAGUUAUUAUUGAUUGUUUUACGCCUCCAGAGGAUGAACAUCCCUCUAACUAUCGAAAACAGCGUAGUUUCCAGCAAUUAAAGUCAUCUUCGGUUUCAUCUGGUACGAGUGACAGCGAGAAGAAACAUGGUUCAGUUCGAUCAUUCAGUCUAAGUACGGAGAGUGACCUUGGAAAUGGCAAUUUUACCUUAUCACAAAUAUACAAGGCAACAAGGAACUUCUCUCCUUCCCUUAGGCUUGGUCAAGGAGGUUUUGGGACAGUCUAUAGAGGAACACUUGAUGAUGGCACCCUUGUUGCUGUUAAACGUGCCAAAAGGAACGAUCAUGGUAAACAUUUAGGAACAGAAUUCCAAACUGAGAUCCAAACACUAGCUCAGGUGGACCAUUUGAACUUGGUGAGGUGUUAUGGUUAUCUGGAGGAGAAAGAUGAGAGAAUCCUUGUUGUUGAGUAUGUUCCUAACGGAACUCUCAGAGAACAAUUGGACUGUAUGCGCGGUGAGGUUUUAAGUAUGGCUGCAAGACUUGACAUUGCAAUUGAUGUUGCUCAUGCUAUUACUUAUCUUCACAUGUACACAGAUAAUCCUAUCAUUCAUAGGGAUAUCAAAUCUUCAAACAUUCUUCUGACAGAACGUUGUAGAGCAAAGGUGGCCGACUUUGGCUUUGCCCGGCUAGCGGCCGACAGAGACUCCGGUUGCACACAUGUGUCUACUCAAGUUAAAGGCACUGCUGGGUACUUAGACCCAGAAUACCUUCAGACCUACCAACUCACUGAGAAGAGCGAUGUAUAUUCCUUUGGUGUAUUGUUGGUGGAACUGGUGACUGGAAGGCGUCCUAUUGAAAAUAAACGCAUGACGAAAGAGCGGAUUACAUUUAAAUGGGCCAUAAUGAAGUUCACAGAAGGAGAUGCAAGAUCAACGCUUGAUCCAAAACUAGAAGCAACCACAUCAAAUAUUACUGCAGUAGAAAAGAUUCUUGAACUGGCCUUAAUAUGCCUAGCUCCACAACGAAAGAACCGGCCAAUUAUGCUGAGAUGCGCAGAGAUACUCUGGAGCAUACGCAAGGACUUCAGAGAGCUAUCAGCUUCAGACACCUGCUCUCUCUCUCCCAGCAUGCGCAGAAGUGACUCGGUAGGAGAAGUCAUGCUUGCUACAUUAGUGCCUUGAUCAUAGAGCUGCAGAUUUGAAGUUCCACAAUCUCAUAUGACAAGCUACUUUAUUCUUAGAAUUUGAAGUACAUAUUUUUACCCCUGCUGAUAUUUUUGGUUGUUUAUGAAAGAUUAUGCACAUUAGUGUGUAAAACAGUAAAGAUGAAUUUCAUAAACGAGCUGUAUUGAUUAUUAUACCAUGUAAGUGUUAGUUACAUAAGUUUCAAAGGAUAAAAUCAUUUUUUUUCCGACCUAGAAAUUGUACAUGAGCAACUAGAGAAAGACAACUACCGUUACAAAGAUAAAAAUCUUUGAUUUUUCCUUCAAUAAAUAUAGAGUUUCUA
Molecule: messenger RNA, 1817 nt
Organism: Chenopodium quinoa (quinoa)
Lineage: Eukaryota; Viridiplantae; Streptophyta; Magnoliopsida; Caryophyllales; Amaranthaceae
Product: calmodulin-binding receptor-like cytoplasmic kinase 2
Exons: 6
Coding region: 173-1492 (439 amino acids)
Biological process (GO): protein phosphorylation
Molecular function (GO): ATP binding; protein kinase activity
Source: RefSeq, a predicted model, not a curated record